Molecule: messenger RNA, 1749 nt
Organism: Caenorhabditis briggsae
Lineage: Eukaryota; Metazoa; Nematoda; Chromadorea; Rhabditida; Rhabditidae
Exons: 7
Coding region: 1-1749 (582 amino acids)
Source: RefSeq, a predicted model, not a curated record
AUGGAUGACUAUGAAUCAGAAGGUCCCGAUUCUGCCGAAGACCACCGAGACGCCAAAGAGAAAAACGAGUUGCCGCCAAUUCUGCGUCCGAAAUUCUCGAAAUAUAGUCAUCGACGACGUCGUAACAAAAAUAAGUCAACUUCGAAGGAAACCUCAAAAGAAACAUCUCGAGAACAAUCGAAAGAUGAUGAUACUACGGCUACAGUAGAGUUCAAGCACGACGGGAUGGAUAAGAAUUCAGAAGACAAAGAUGAUGAGAAACCGUCAGCUGAGAAGGCAGACAAACGAUCAAAAGAGAAAUUGGAACCAGAGGAUGGUGGAAAUCGGGAAACACGGAAUGAGAGGGAGCGAGAACAAAGGGAGCGGGAAACUGAAGAACCAGAGUGUCGAGAAUCUAAAAUUAGAAUUAUAACUGUGGAACCUGUUGGAAGUGACCCGGAUUUUCGAAAACUCACAACACCUACAGUAGUCAAUCAGGAUGAUAAAAGUGAUGAAAAGAAGAAAAAGAAGGCAGAUAAGGCGGAUUCAUUAGAUGAGGGAGAAAAGAAAAGGUCAAAAGAGUCGAAGAAUCCAUCAAGAAGAAAAAGGUCUGCUGAUCAGAAGGUGAAGAGGAAUAGUGGAAGAAAACAGCCGUCGGAAGAAAGGAAACGGAGAAAACGGGCACCAAACCUUUCGAAAGAAAGUUUUAAUCAAAGUCCCCGCGCCUCCCUUGCUAUUCCACUGAAACAAAAUUCCAACGAAAAUGUUGUCCAGAAAAAAUCGAAAAUCCCCGCCAACAAAAUUUCGGAUUCGGCUUCAAAAGUUCAGCCAAUUGCUAAAAAUCAGCAAGCGCCACCACCCAAGAAGAAAUCAUUUUUCAAGUCCAUUUUCGCUAAGACCAAAUUCUGGAUGCGUAAAUCUGAUGACGUCGCACAGCCAUGUCCCGAAAUUUUCAAAACCAAAGAAAUGUUGUUCAAGUCAUAUGUCAAUCCGGAAUACGAUAUGAACAAUCCUGCUGACUUUGUUCCCGAUCCCAGACCUCUCUUCUCGAAAAUCGAUUGGGAACUUCGUCUGAGAAAUUCGAGAUGCGAACCUGAUUUGGUUUUUAUCAAUAACCGUCCAUUCUGGAUUCAUCGAACAAAUGAUGAUGUGAUUCCGAAGGUUAAGCUUCUCGGUUUCAAUGGAUUAGUUGCUCAGCAUGAACAAACAAAUGGAACAUGCUAUCUGAAAGAACUCCCAAAACGAAUGUUCUAUGAUCCCAAAAAAGCGCCUAUUGAAAAAUUGAUUGCUAUGGAUAAGAUGAUUGGUGUGGAUCCGACAGACCCCAACAAGGAGAAGGAAUUGCAGAGAGUCACAUCGAAUACGUUUUUUGGGACAUGUCAUAUGCAGGGGUAUAGGAUCAGUGUGGAGGGAAAGAAGAAAUUGGAAGAAUUCGAAGCUAAAUACGCAAAAGAGGCUCAACAAACCAACGAUGAAAUAAAAAAAUCGGGAUGUGGAGCUCCAAAAGUGACCUUUCAGCUAUCGAUCACCCCGCCACCGAGUGUUAUUCACCAGCCUAAAGAUCCGAGUAUCGCCGAAAAAAGCCUACGUGGAAGUCACCCACAAAUGGCUACAUAUAACAGAAAAGAGCGUCCAACCCCAGGAUCCAGUCGUGUGUUUGUAGCUCGUGACAUGGUUCUAGACAUUACUAAAAAACAGUCGAAAAUGCAACUUUCCGCAUCACCAUCUCCAGAUUCUCCGAAUUUUCCGAUCGCCAAAAAAGUGAACUAA